Cadophora gregata is the source of this 675-nucleotide messenger RNA. RefSeq lists its product as uncharacterized. NCBI's taxonomy places the organism in Eukaryota, Fungi, Ascomycota, Leotiomycetes, Helotiales, Ploettnerulaceae. The transcript is spliced from 5 exons. Bases 1 to 675 code for a protein of 224 amino acids. The record is from RefSeq and is a predicted model, not a curated record.
AUGAAGGGAUUUACCACUUGCUCCGCCAUUCUAACUCUUGUUAGCCAGCAAGCUUCUGCUCACUAUAUUUUCCAGUCCCUUGCUGUUGGUGGCACAAAGAAUCCCCCAUACACCUAUGUCCGGAAGAACACUAAUGGGAAUUCGCCUGUGACCGAUCUCACAAGCUCAGAUCUUACCUGCAACGUGGGUGCUGAAACUGGUUUCAACACCUCAACCGUCACUCUGGCAGCUGGGUCCACCAUUGCGUUUAUUAGUGACACAGCUGUCUACCAUAACGGACCUGUCUCUGUAUACAUGGCCAAAGCCCCUACAACUGCUGCCGCAUUCGAUGGUUCAGGAAACGUGUGGUUCAAGAUUUUAGACAUUGGCCCGACUUUCCCAGGCGGGAAAUGGGACUUGAAGCAAACAUACGAAGUUCCAAUUCCGGCUUGUAUCUCAGCUGGGGAAUACCUCGUUCGAAUCCAGAGCAUGGCUAUCCACAAUCCUUAUCCCGCACUCCCACAGUUCUAUGUCUCAUGCGCGCAAGUUGCCAUCACUGGAGGUGGAUCCAAGGAUCUGGGUCCCAAGGUUGCUAUUCCCGGGGCUUUCAAGGCCACUGAUCCGGGAUACAUUGCAAACAUUUACACGAAUUUCACCAGUUACACGAUCCCUGGCCCGGAGGUGGCAUCUUGUUAA